This is a messenger RNA of Phytophthora sojae, 186 nucleotides long. RefSeq lists its product as hypothetical. Gene Ontology annotation, molecular function: RNA-DNA hybrid ribonuclease activity; nucleic acid binding. The transcript has a single exon. Lineage: Eukaryota; Oomycota; Peronosporomycetes; Peronosporales; Peronosporaceae. The annotation marks the transcript as partial. The record is from RefSeq and is a predicted model, not a curated record.
AUCCUGGCACAAAUGAGACGACGGCGGCCUCCGAGGGCUCCGCAUCUACGCAAUAUCUAUGCUAAAUGCAGGGGCAUAGCAGAUCGAGUACAUGUCCGCAGGUGGAACCACCGCUUGAGGGCAUUCAACAAGGCUGCGGACCGAUUGGCGAAUAUCGCCAUGGAUGAUUGCAGGAGCCGACAAGUU